GCCGAUCUACGACAACACAGGAAGAUGAAUGUGGGCGUAGCUCACAGCGAGGUGAACCCCAACACGCGGGUGAUGAACAGCAGAGGGAUCUGGCUCACCUACCUGCUGCUCACAGUGGUGCUGCACAUCGUCCUGCUCAGCAUCCCUUUCUUCACCGUGCCGCUCGUCUGGACGCUGACCAACGUCAUCCACAACAUGGUCAUGUACCUGUUUCUGCACACAGUGAAGGGGACGCCCUUUGAAACGCCAGACCAGGGCAAAGCCCGUCUGCUCACGCACUGGGAACAGAUGGACUACGGUGUCCAGUUCACAUCGUCACGUAAAUUCCUCACCAUCUCGCCCAUCGUACUGUACAUUCUCGCCAGUUUCUACACAAAAUACGACCCCACGCAUUUCGUCAUCAACACAUGCUCCCUCCUCAGCGUCCUCCUUCCAAAGCUGCCUCAGUUUCACGGAGUACGGAUAUUUGGGAUCAACAAAUACUGAAGGAACUGAGCGGAAUACUGGAUUUUAAAGACCAACCUGGACUCUUAGUUUUUCUGUUUUCUGCUGAACUGUUUUAUUUUCAAGGUUGAUGAGAUGGAAAUCAAUUUGUUCUCCCUGCACGGACUCAGUGGACACUCAUGUCGAAGUUACUCCUCCAGCUGCGUUUCGCAGCCUGGAAAAGGUGAACGCACUGCUGCUGUUACGGCAAAGUAAAUGUCUUCUUUACUAUUGUUCCUGAUGUAAAAACCAGACGAUUAGUUCUCGUUUUGGAGAAAAAGCAACUGCAACGUUUAAUUAUUCUCUCCGACAUAAUUUUCUUUGUUACAAACUGCACUGGCUGCAAGUCUGCAAAGCUGAUUUUCUUGCUUUUUCUCUUAAUUUACUAUGAAGGAAUUACAUGCAGCAUGCAACAACACUGCAAUAAACCCCUGUCACGA
Salarias fasciatus (jewelled blenny) is the source of this 923-nucleotide messenger RNA. RefSeq names its product ORMDL sphingolipid biosynthesis regulator 2 (gene ormdl2). NCBI's taxonomy places the organism in Eukaryota, Metazoa, Chordata, Actinopteri, Blenniiformes, Blenniidae. The record is from RefSeq and is a predicted model, not a curated record. The transcript is spliced from 5 exons. Gene Ontology annotation, cellular component: endoplasmic reticulum membrane. Bases 25 to 486 code for a protein of 153 amino acids.